Messenger RNA from Colletotrichum higginsianum IMI 349063, 1992 nucleotides. RefSeq names its product adenosine/AMP deaminase. The transcript has 3 exons. Bases 1 to 1992 code for a protein of 663 amino acids. NCBI's taxonomy places the organism in Eukaryota, Fungi, Ascomycota, Sordariomycetes, Glomerellales, Glomerellaceae. Gene Ontology annotation, molecular function: adenosine deaminase activity. Gene Ontology annotation, biological process: adenosine catabolic process; inosine biosynthetic process. The record is from RefSeq and is a predicted model, not a curated record.
AUGGGGAGCUUAUGCUCGAACCUUGAAAAGGACGAUGCACCUGGCGAAAAGAAUGGUCAGGGUAGAAGGGACGAUAACCAUACCACGCGACACUCCUCACCAAGACUGCGGAAGCCUCCUCAUCAUCACCGCCGCCCAGGCUCACCUUCACCCAACGCUCACCAUCGCCGCCACCGCCACCACCAGACAGACAAAGAAAUGGCUCAAGAAAUGAUCGAAGCCCACGACAAGAUCAUUGCAGGGACUGGCGGCGCGCUUACGCGCAACGGUCUCCAACGACAUGGUCGGCAGAUCACCAUUCUCGACCAGGCCCGGACGAGGUCGGCCACUGCCAAAAAGAUCCAAGAUUCUGAUGAUUACUUCCGCCAGCGCAUCGAGGUAAUGAACCGCGAAAAGACCUUAGCAUUCGACUUCCGUCUCACGGCUUUGGCCUCGCCCAAAGAGAUCGAGGCCAACACCAUUAUCCAGAUCAUCAAGGCUGAGGACCAACGCUUGGUGUAUGACGCGGCUGAGCCAAGACAAGGGUGGGGGGGUCAAAAUCACCCGCGAUUUCCUGCGGACCAUUUUCUGUCAAACGUCCAUCUGAUCAACAAAACGAGACUGCUUGGUAUUGCGAUCAAGAUGCCAAAAGGGGCACAUCUACACAUCCAUUUCAAUGCCUGUCUGCAGCCUCACGUUCUGCUUGGUAUAGCCAAAAACAUGGACCGGAUGUUCAUCACGAGCGAUAGGCCCUUGCCUCCGAGUGAGGACGGCAGGACGGACGAAGAGGCACAAAACGCUCUUCACCUCUGUGAAAUCCAGUUUUCUAUUUUACCACCAGAAAAAGAGAACCCGGGCGACAUAUUCUCGCGGAACUACGUGAAACGCCAAACGAUGAAGUACUCCCAGUUCCUCGUCGAGUUCCCCAAGCAUCACAGCAACGCCGAUCCGGAGGAGUGGCUCACAAGUAAACUCGUUUUCCACGAGAACGAGGCCCACAACGUCCUUCAGACGGUCCAUGGAGCAUGGGAGAAGUUCAAUGGCCGGACACGCAUGAUGAAGGGGCUUUUCAACUACGAGAGCGCGUACCGAAAGUACACUCGGGGGAUACUGGAGGAUUUUGUUCGUGAUAACAUCCAAUACGCCGAGAUUCGGCCUAAUUUCAUGGAGACGAAUCAGCUCUGGACCGACGACGGCACUCGGCAAAUCGACAACGUGGGAAUCAUGAACAUAAUCAUUGAGGAAUUUGACCGGUUUCAGCAAAGAACCAAGAACUCAUUUGGCGGCUUGAAGGUCAUUUACUGCACACCUCGGUCCUUCUCCAAUGAGUCUGUCGCCUUUGCACUUGACGAGUGCCUGAGAUUCAAGCAGAGGUGGCCCGAGUGGAUUGCAGGCUUUGACCUAGUUGGCGAAGAAUCCAAAGGGCGGCCUCUGCGAGACUUCAUCUCAGAGUUCCUCGCGUUCAGAAAGAACUGCGAUGAGGCUGGCCUCGAUAUUCCGUUUCUAUUUCAUUGUGGUGAGACGACGGAGAUCGGCAACGACACAGACGGUAACCUCGUGGAUGCGCUUCUUCUCAACUCGAAGCGCAUUGGCCACGGCUUUGCGCUCGCCAGGCACCCAUAUAUCAUGGAGCACAUGAAAAAAAGGGGCAUUUGCCUUGAGGUGUGCCCCAUCUCCAACGAAGAACUCGGCCUCACGCCGAGGAUAACUGGGCAUGCUAUGUACAACCUCCUCGCGAACAACGUACACUGUACGCUGAACUCGGACAACGGAACUAUAUUUAGAUCAACCCUCUCUCACGAUUUUUACCAAGCCAUGGUUGGCAAGACGGAUAUGACACUUCACGGCUGGCGACAACUCAUCGAAUGGAGCCUAGAACACUCAUGCAUGUCCGAAGAAGAACUUGCCGUCGUGCGGGCGGACUGGGAUAAGCGUUGGGAGAGCUUUCUGGACUGGGUCAUUGCCGAAUAUGGUGAUGUGCAGAUGAUGGAGCACGAUGAGUCCAAGGCGUAA